Molecule: messenger RNA, 3278 nt
Organism: Dendroctonus ponderosae (mountain pine beetle)
Lineage: Eukaryota; Metazoa; Arthropoda; Insecta; Coleoptera; Curculionidae
Gene: Mcm10
Product: protein MCM10 homolog
Exons: 3
Coding region: 259-2955 (898 amino acids)
Biological process (GO): DNA replication; DNA replication initiation
Cellular component (GO): replication fork protection complex; nucleus
Molecular function (GO): DNA replication origin binding; single-stranded DNA binding
Source: RefSeq, a predicted model, not a curated record
AUUUACAUUCCAUUCCAUUAGAUACUGAUUUACUGGUUGGUCGGCACGUUGGGCUUUCGUUAGGCCACCUUGUCUCCAAUAAAUUCCCUUUGAAUUUUUUCUCAUAUUGGGCGUUGGUAUCACUGAUGACUGCGGCAUAACCUAUUAAUUCAUAGUCGAGGUUUUUCGUUGCCGCCAAGUGUAUCUAGAUUUAAUAACUAUUAUCGAGAAAUAUUAGUAAUUUAAACUGAUUUGCACGAUUUUUCAAUCGGUCGUGUCAUGGAAGACAGUGAUGAUCUAUUAGAUUCGCUGUUAGCAGCAGCCGACGCACAACUAGACGAGUUAAGCAAACAAACCCCAAUAUUAAGUGCUCCGCCCAUUGAAACCAACUCUUGCAAGACUCUCAAAGAUGCUGAUAUAUUCGGAUUCGAAUCUAACUUGAAGCUGCAACCAAAAUCAGCAAAGGACACUUUCGAAAGUGCGGUACAUGGUGGUGAUACGGACUCGUCUGACGAUGAAGGAAACAGAAACUAUGAAGACCAAAAAUACAAUGAAUGUGGGCGACAAAUGAAAGGCCUGUUGAGGCCAAGUGAUUCUGAUCAUUCAACUUCUAGCAACCUUUCGGGUGGUCCGAAAAAACGCAUCUCCAACUGGACCACCAGGCCUAGCACUGUAGCCCGUCACAAACCCGCUAUUGCUAUAACCAAAACUGCAGCGUCCACAAAGUCUGAACAUCGAGAUGUGUAUAUGGAUCCGAUUUUUCAUAUGAGAAUAAUAAACCCGAAGAUUUCCUCCAGCCUACUCCAGGAGAGAAUGCAAGGGCGGGUUGCUGUUCGGUUUGCUGAUUUAAGUAGGCAGAUUUUGGCUGGCAAUUUGAAAGGCAAGGAUUGGGUGCUUUGUGGGGUGCUAGUGCACAAGUCGCCCCCGAAAACCUCCCAAAAGGGCAGCCAGUAUUCCAUCUGGACUGUGACUGAUCUUAAAGAUGAUAUUAAAACUGUUGGCUUGUUUAUGUUUAACAGUGCACAUUCAGAGCUGUGGAAAACUCUUGUUGGUACAGUGGUUGGAGUUUUGAAUCCUACGGUUAUGGAGAGAAGGGACAACUCCAAAGAUGUGGCUUGCUUAAGUAUAGAUACAAGCCAAAAAGUCAUGAUAUUUGGAGACUCAAAAGACUUCGGAAUGUGCAAAAGUACCAAGAAGAGUGGUGAGAAAUGUACAUCAGUGGUGAAUUUAAGCGACAGCGAGUUUUGUAUCUAUCAUAUUAAACAAGAGUAUCAGAAAUGUAGUAAACGAUCAGAAUUGCAAGCCAACUUUGCCGGAAAUGGUCUGAUCAAUCUUCGUAACAAAGUUCUGGGCAAAAAUGAGGUUUUCUAUGCGGGAAAGUCGUAUAUGGCAAUACCAGCGAAGAAAAGUAAAAAGUUGGUAACGAGAGAUAAUAACAUUUUGCAGAAUCUGAAUGGGACUAGCACCACUGGUGCUAAAUACAAGACUGCAAAACCUAAAGUUAAAGGAGCAGCUAGGCGUUUAGACGUGAAUCCAGCUGAAAGAGCCAGAGACUUAGAACUUCUGAAAAAAUUGGGAGGCUCGAGUCUGGAAGCCAAAACCAACUUUUGCGGUAUAAGAUCCGAUGAUAUUUCCAUGGAGACUUCCAAAGCAACAGCCUUGAAUGUUAUAAGUAAGCUGAAAGCUAAAAAUAAGGAAGUGGCUUCAGUGAACACAGUUACAACUAAAAACGGCCAAUACGACUUGAAGGGGGACUUAUAUGUAAAUGUGGAUAACAAACGAUCGUUUUCCGGCAAGGCUUCGAAUCAAGUCUCGCUGGAGGACAGCAAAAAGGCUGCUCUAUCAGUCAUUAGCAAAUUUAAGGGAAAAAACGGUGAUCCUCCUAGUGCCAAUCAGCUAGAAGCCGGUGAAAGCCAAAUAACACUGGAGGAAUUUGAAGCAGAGUUGGAUUAUAGUGAUAACGAAGAUAUAGGAGCAACUGAAAAGGUAAAGAGCGUGGAGGAGGUACAGGAACCAACGAAAACUAAAAGUGAAACUGUUCAAAAAAGCUCCAUUCAAUCUCCAAGCUCCAGAGGAUCAAAAUCUAGUAGCACGUCAAUGCAUGUACAAGCCAAAAACUCUUCUCAUUUAUCUAGCUCAAAGGGUAAUUCCUCGAGUAAAUUUCCAUUAGUCGACAAAUCACCGAUUGUUACACCAAAAAAAUCAUUUACAGUUGGAUCUGCUUUAGACAGUAUGACAAUGGGUGUGCCGAUGCUGUCGGGACCCGCAAGAGGCGAUUUUAUUGACCUAAGUAAGCCCAUAACAUCAAGACAUGUCGAUCGAGCAAAAUUGAAUGCCUUGAAAUUCAUUCAACGAAACGGACCAAUCAAAAAAAUCGACCCGAACAAUACGAAGACCACUGGAUCUCUAAAGAGAAGCAUAGAAAAUGUUCUUGUUGAUCCACAGAAACAGCAUGCUGCUAAAAGGUCGAAACUCCAAGAAAGCGAAUUUAUAUCAGAUCGAUUUAAAAAAAUGAUGGCGAUGACGUCGAAACACGCGGAUUUGUUAGACAUACGAGACGACGAGGAAAAAGAAAAAUACUUCAAUAAAUUAGAAAUUAAAGAAAAAAUGGAGGACAAAAUGGCCAAUACACACAAAGUAAAAUGCAAAGCUGUAAAAUGCUUGAAGUGCAAAUACACCAGCUUUUCAGCAUCGGAUUUGUGCAAGAGUGAGCACCAUCCACUCAAGGUAUUUGACGCAAUGAAGAGAUUCUAUCAAUGUGGAAACUGUAAAAAUAGAACGGUUACAUUAGAGCUGGUUCCCACCAAGCCUUGUAACAAUUGUGGAAGCUCGAAGUGGGAGAAAACCGGCAUGAUGAAGGAGAAGAUCGCCGUUGUUCAACAUAAUCUAUCUAUUCGAGGCGGAGAGCAGAAGUUUUUAAAUUCUGUCGUUGCAGAUGCUAAUGUAAACCUGAUGGUACCUGAUGAUGGUGCCUAAAGAUUUUGUGAUACCAUAAAGGAUUUUGUUUGAGGAAACCUUAAUAUUUAUUUUAGGAGAAUUGGGAAAUUUUUUGUUAGCAAACGGCGACUAUUAUUAGGACGUAAACAUUUUUAAGAUCACCUUAUUUCUGCAUUUUUAGGGCAUUAUAAGGUUAUUUUAAAAACGAUUUUUUGUUGAUUAUCCAUCUGCUGGUUAAGCUUGUAAUGAAUGUGCCUUAAUUUAUGUUUUUGCAAUGUUUACUGAUACUUAAGGGUUGUUAUAUUAUUAGUGACUUUUUCGACGUGUUUUUUAACACAAUAAUAAAGCAUACUUUUGGAAAA